Musa acuminata AAA Group (dessert banana) is the source of this 1612-nucleotide messenger RNA. Its product is annotated as NAC transcription factor NAM-B2-like. The transcript is spliced from 3 exons. Gene Ontology annotation, biological process: system development; regulation of DNA-templated transcription. The record is from RefSeq and is a predicted model, not a curated record. NCBI's taxonomy places the organism in Eukaryota, Viridiplantae, Streptophyta, Magnoliopsida, Zingiberales, Musaceae. The coding region runs from base 87 to 1262 and encodes 391 amino acids. Gene Ontology annotation, molecular function: DNA binding.
CCAACGCCAUCGGUACGCUCGCACAUCCAUCGCCCUUUAAACCGCCCCCCCCACCACCACUCUUCUCCCUCACAAAUUCCCCGGAGAUGGAGAUGGAGAACACCGACUCGUCCUCCGGCAUGAAACAUCAGCAGGAGCUGCAGCACCCGCAGCUCCCGCCGGGGUUCCGUUUCCACCCCACCGACGAGGAGCUCGUCGUUCAUUACCUGAAAAAGAAGGCCGCCGCCGCACCUCUCCCCGUUGCCAUCAUCACCGAGGUUGACCUCUAUAAGUUCGACCCCUGGGAGCUCCCAGGUAAGGCGAACUUUGGAGAGCAGGAGUGGUACUUCUUCAGCCCCAGGGACCGCAAGUACCCCAACGGGGCGCGACCGAACCGGGCGGCGACGUCCGGCUACUGGAAGGCCACCGGGACGGACAAGCCCGUGCUGACGUCCGGCGGAAGCCAGGUCAAGGUCGGGGUGAAGAAAGCCUUGGUGUUCUACCGCGGGAGGCCGCCCAGGGGAACUAAGACCAACUGGAUCAUGCACGAGUACCGGCUCGCCGACGGCAGCAGCCCUGAAAACAGCAGCAGCAGUAGCUGCAGGCCCCCCUAUGGUGGUCACAUGGCGAACAAGAAGAAGGGCGGAUCCCUCAGGUUGGAUGAUUGGGUUCUGUGCCGCAUCUACAAGAAGAACAACAGCGUGAGCGAUAGCCUGAGGCCAACGCAUCGAGACAGGGAAGGCGCCACGGACGACAUGCUCGGAUCCGCGCCAUCUGUGGCUCAUCAGACAGGGAUGCAACCUCAACGAGCUCCGACCAACUACAACUCACUGCUCGAACAUGAUGAGACCUUUCUCGAGGGACUACUAGCGAAUGAGGUCGGUCUGCCCACCAAUUCCAUCACCCACCUCGCUGCUGCUGCUGCAAGAGCCAAACUCAACCUCUCGCCUGUUCCUCCCAGUACCACCGGUACCUUUCCCACGAGACACCCUCUUUCCUCUGCAUACUGGACCGAGCCCACCGACAUCGCAGCACCGCCUGCCCAGAGGUUCCAUGCCGGCCAUGGCAGUGGCAGCAACAAUGCUGCCGACAAGAACAAUACCAGUAGCUGCAGCAAUGGCAGCGCCACCAACGAUGACGGUGGCCACACAAAUCAGAUGCUUCUCAAUCAGAUCCCCUACGGCACAACAUACCACGACCAAAUGAUUCUUGGAUCACUACGGGAUGGUGGAGCCAUCUUCCAACAGCCAUACCAGCUGCCCGGAGUGAAUUGGACCUCCUAAUUCGAAGCUUCUGAGAGGUGAGGUACUGAUGUCCCAUCUGUCUGGUAGUAGCCCAUAAUAUACAGAGGAAGAAGGAUUGUUGGUGGAGCACCUGCAAAUGCUCAAAUUCCCCUACUAGAAAGGUUCUCUUCAGUCCCAGGUAACUCAACAGUGUACAUAUAUAUAGUUUAUUGUUGGAUAGCAGAACAGAGAUCGAGUGUCAGAGCAUAAAAUCCAGUAGGAUUCUUUAGUAAAUAUCAAAUAGGAGAGAGAGAGAGAGAGAGAGAGAAGAUAAAGUUAUUAGUACUGUGAGUUGUAGCUGCUUGCACCUUGCAAUAAAUUUCGGAUGGAAUUUGAUCAUGUUCAUAUCA